Molecule: messenger RNA, 6320 nt
Organism: Notechis scutatus (mainland tiger snake)
Lineage: Eukaryota; Metazoa; Chordata; Lepidosauria; Squamata; Elapidae
Source: RefSeq, a predicted model, not a curated record
AUGAAUCUCCCUCCCGACAAGGCCCGUCUUCUGAGGCAAUAUGACAAUGAGAAGAAAUGGGAUCUAAUCUGUGACCAGGAAAGGUUUCAAGUGAAAAAUCCACCCCAUACAUAUAUACAGAAAUUGAAGAGCUUCCUCGAUCCAGGUGUUACCCGAAAGAAGUUCCGUCGGAGGGUGCAGGAAUCCACCAAAGUGCUGAGGGAGCUGGAGAUCUCUUUAAGGACCAAUCACAUUGGGUGGGUGCGUGAAUUUCUCAACGAUGAAAACAAAGGCCUAGAUGUGCUGGUGGACUACCUCUCAUUUGCUCAAUGCGCAGUGAUGUUUGAUUUUGAGGGUCUGGAAAAUAGCGAGGAUGGAGCGCUAGAGAAGCUGAAAUCUUGGAGCAGGUCCAUAGAGGAUCUGCAUCACCCCAGCACCCUGUCUGCUCCCUACGCCAACAGCCUUGCUCGCUCUGCGCGCCAGUCCGCUCUCCGAUACACCACCCUUCCCAGCAGAAAAGCUCUGAAGAACUCACGGCUGGUGAGCCAGAAAGACGAUGUGCACGUGUGCAUCUUGUGUUUACGAGCCAUCAUGAACUAUCAGUAUGGAUUCAAUUUGGUCAUGUCACAUCCUCAUGCUGUUAAUGAGAUUGCUCUCAGUUUGAACAAUAAAAACCCCAGGACAAAAGCCCUGGUAUUAGAACUGCUGGCAGCUGUGUGUCUUGUGCGAGGCGGCCAUGAGAUCAUUUUGGCUGCCUUUGAGAAUUUCAAGGAGGUAUGCAAAGAGCAGCAUCGCUUUGAGAAACUGAUGGAAUAUUUCCGUAAUGAAGAUAGCAACAUUGACUUCAUGGUAGCCUGUAUGCAAUUCAUCAACAUUGUGGUCCAUUCAGUAGAGGACAUGAACUUCCGAGUGCACUUACAAUACGAGUUCACCAAGCUGGGUUUGGAAGAAUUCUUACAGAAGUCAAGACACACAGAAAGUGAAAAGCUGCAAGUGCAAAUUCAGGCCUACCUGGACAAUGUGUUUGAUGUAGGUGGGUUGCUAGAAGAUGCAGAGACCAAGAACGUGGCUUUGGAGAAAGUAGAAGAACUGGAAGAGCACUUAUCACAUUUGACAGAAAAGUUGCUGGAUCUGGAGAAUGAGAACAUAAUGCGGGUAGCUGAGUUGGAGAAACAACUGUUACAGCGGGAAAAGGAAUUGGAGAUUGUCAAGGAGACGUACGAAAGUGCCAGCCACCAAGUUCAUACAUUGCGCAGAAUUAUCAAGGAGAAGGAAGAAGCCUUUCGACAUCACUAUACCUCACAUCCAAUGGGGAGUGACCACUUGCCGCUGCCACCACCUCCAGAGGCAGAGAUCAAUUUCUGUGACAUCUCUGAGGAUGAACUUUGCCUGCCUGUCCUGCCUCCUGUGGAGGCUGCCCCUCCUCCACCUCCUCCUCCACCCCCUCUUCCCCCACCCCCUCCUCCACUACCAGAUAAGUGUCCACCAGCUCCACCUCUUCCUGGUACAUCUCCUUCGGUGAUUCUCACAAUGGGCUUAUCAGCAAUCCGGAUUAAGAAGCCCAUCAAGACCAAGUUCCGCUUGCCAGUUUUUAACUGGACAGCAUUGAAGCCCAACCAGAUCAGUGGGACGGUCUUCAGUGAACUAGAUGAUGAAAAGAUCUUGGAGGAUCUUGAUCUGGACAAGUUUGAGGAGCUCUUUAAGACCAAAGCACAGGGCCCUGCCAUCGAUCUCCUUUGCUCUAAAAACAAAGCAUCACACAAAGCGGUCAACAAAGUGACCCUGCUGGAGGCCAACCGGGCGAAGAACCUGGCCAUCACAUUGCGUAAGGCAGGCAGGACCACAGAGGAGAUCUGCAAAGCCAUCUACACGUUUGACUUGAAGACCUUACCAGUGGACUUUGUGGAGUGCCUGAUGCGCUUUCUGCCAACGGAGAACGAGGUCAAGCUGCUGCGCCAGUAUGAGAAGGAGAGGAAGCCAUUGGAGGAAUUGUCCGAUGAGGACCGCUUCAUGCUGCACUUCAGCAAAGUCGAACGUCUGACGCAGCGCAUGGCCAUUAUGGCGUUCCUGGGAAACUUCAGUGAAAACAUCCAGAUGCUCAUGCCGCAACUCAGUGCCAUUAUUGCUGCCUCGGCGUCCGUCAAAUCGUCACAGAAGCUCAAGCGAAUGCUAGAGAUCAUCCUGGCCCUUGGCAACUACAUGAACAGCAGCAAGCGUGGCUCAGUUUAUGGGUUCAAGCUGCAGAGUCUGGACUUGCUGUUGGACACCAAGUCCACCGACCGGAAGUUGACUCUUCUACAUUUCAUUGCCAUGAUGGUGAAGGAGAAAUACCCUGAGCUGAGCACCUUCUGGCAGGAACUGCACUUUGUGGAAAAAGCGGCUGCAGUGUCCCUGGAGAAUGUGCUGCUGGACGUGAAGGAACUGGGGCGUGGAAUGGAGCUGAUUCGGCGGGAGUGCAGUUUGCACGAACACAGCAUCCUGCGUAACUUCUUGAUCGCCAAUGAGGGAAAGUUGGACCGACUCCAGAAAGACGCUAAGACAGCGGAGGAAGCCUACAACACAGUCGUGCGCUAUUUUGGCGAGAGCCCAAAGACGACACCGCCCUCGGUUUUCUUUCCAGUCUUUGCCCGUUUCAUCAGAUCCUACAAGGAUGCAGAGCAAGAGAAUGAACUGCGCAAGAAGCAGGAACAGGCCCAAAGGGAGCAGGCAUUGGCCCAAGAAGCUAAGAGGCUAGAGAAGCGCAACAAAUGGCAGCAGCAAGAGUUAAUUGCUGAGCUGAGGCGGCGUCAAGCCAAGGACCACAGGCCUGUUUAUGAAGGCAAAGAUGGGACCAUUGAGGAUAUUAUUACAGAUUCUUACAUGCCCUGCCUUUCCAACUGGCGAAUGCUGCACUCCGGUGGCCCCGACCUUGUUCUUUUUUGCCAAAGAAGCAACUUCCGUUCUUUCAAAGACUUUCAACUGAAGGAUCCAAGGGACAUUUAAAAAAGUGCCUUCCCGCAACAGUAUUAUUCUUACUCUUUUAUAAUUUAAGAUGUAUUUUUUUAAUCUGUACAUAACAUGUUCCUUCCUACCAGUCCCUUUGCUCCUGCAGCCCAUCAAUAAGUCAACUUGGACAGAUGAGACUGUUCUGGCUUUUGAGAAGGGCCCUGCGCGGCAGGAGCCUGGCAGCCUCCUCUAGCGCCUCAAGCCUCAAGCAUCCAAACCAGAAUUGCACUUUGACCCUUCAACUUGUCUUUAAUGGAUGGAGACAAUGAGCACUAUUAUUGCUAGGCCCUGAUGUGUUGCAGCAGGGAAAAAUCAGUCUCUGGUAGUAGGCCUUUGUAUACAGAUCAGGCCUUGUGGAGAAGCUUUGUUGUUGUUGUUGUUGUUCAGGAGCAGUCUUCUGCAAUUAUGUGGUUUUCUUAGAACAGGCUGUGAGAGCUGACUCUGGGAGUUUGAAAGCUAGGCCUUGGUGGCCUUGCAAAACCACUGGAACUUUUCUUCCAAAGGGGGUGGGGUGGGUGGGGUGUGUGGGGAAAUCAGACCAAAGUCUCAUGUCUCAACUGCACAAAAGUAACUGUGUUGAUACAGCAGGGAACUGAUAGUGGCUAGCCAACCCUUUGGGGAUCUCAAGAAACAUCCUGGGUAGGUUACAGACUAUCUCAUUUUUUUAAAGAAACUCUUGCUAUUUUUCCAAAGGGUGAAAAUCUGCUUCCUAUUUGUAUGUGGCAUGUUCUACUCAAUUGUUUUUUUUUUUAUAUUUGGUGGACCAAACAAAACGUAGCACUGCCUAUUAUGCUUAUUGAAGCUUUCAAAAUAAGUAGAAAUUAAGUUAUGCAUGAAGGUUAUUCUUGAUGAAUUGGGCCAAGUGGUUUUAAUUCAUGAAUGAGAUGGGGACUGUUUUUUAUUCAUUGAAUGAAAGGUAAAUGGCAUCAUUUCCUAUCAUCAUCAAGAAGAGAGAAAAAAUGGGGCAGAAUUCCCUGAACUACAUUGGAGUAAGCCUUUUUAAAAUGGAAUUCCUCAUAGUUUCAGGAGAUCCUGCACUGAAAAACUUAUCUAUAAAUAUUACCUCAUGGCUGGAUUGAUUCAACCUGGUUACUGAAGUAAACAAUCUCUGGGUUAUCAUAAUAUGUUGAACCAGAAACUAUGGGAUAGGAUUAACAUAGCUCACUAAACCACAAACAAACCAUAACUGACAUGAAGGCCAAACUUAACAAUUUAUGCAAAUAUAGCCAUUGAAUCUUGAACUAAGUUGUUUAUGAAUAUUAUGUGAGCCAAGAGAUAGAACUCAUUUAUCUCCCCCAUACCUCCUCCUUUAAGGUUGUCCAGGUUGGAACUAUCUCAAAUUCAACAUGCAUUUGCAAUAAUUGUUGUCCUGAUGUUUGAAACUAGGCUUGUUGUUUCAGCCUGGAUGCUUUGAGACAAUUGCUUUAACUUCUCUUAAGUUGCCCGAUAACUUUUGACCAAAGAUUUUGAGGUAUUAACAGUUUAGGAUAAAGCCACUUGACAAAUGGUUAGGUUCUUCAACUGUUUUAAUUCAGAGAACCAACUUGACUCCUUUUGUGUUUUACAGCACUUUUUGCAGGUAGGAAAUUAAUAGGGCUUCUGUAGAUCAGUCUUCUUCAACUUGGUACCAUCCAGAUGUGUUGAACUACCCUUUUUGAGGGAGUCAGCAUGGCUAAUUUAUUUGGAGUCUAUAAAGUUGGCAAAGGUGAUACAGAGUUUAAUUCACCAAAUAGACCUUUAGAUGAAGUUGCCUCCACUCUAGCAUUAUGAAGCUGUGUCUGCUUCUGAAGCCUUAAUCUAGAGAUCAUUUACUAUUCUUGUCUUAUGGACAUUUAUGAACUAUGAUUUUAACUUCACAGAAGAGUAUUUGCCUAACAGAUUGCACCCGUAUAAUGUUGCCCCCCAUAAGACAUGAGGAUAAUUGGGGUUAUUAAAUAGCUGUGAUGUCUUGGGCAAUUACACAAAAGGUCUCUUGGAUCAGACACACCUGCAGCUAUAUUGAGCAUUUGUUUUGCCAAAAGUAUCCUUUGUAUGAAGUUCCUGUAUUAAACUGUGCCAAAGAAUUACCAUGGUUCCUGCGACCAAUCCAGUGCCUUAUGUGGAAAAUAGAAGUGGGCUCCAUUGGGCCUUAGGUGCAGGCCUUUAUGAAUACAGCCAGCCUCCCCUUGAUCUUGCCUUUCUUUCUUAUGUUGUAACAGCUGCUUAUUCUUCAGAGUCCUCCGUUCCAUGAUUUCUAGGUCUGCUAGGAACAUCAGGCCCACGGGUUCUACUCUUAUUUGGGAAGUAGAGAACUUCUGAACUACCCAGAAAGUUCAGUCCCAUUGAGAUUGCUGAGAAGGGAGGCUUUGUGGUAAAGUGCAGAGAGGUGGAUACAGGUGUAUGGCCUUCAUUCAUCUCCUGCAUGCAACUCUCAGGGCCACAGUGCCUGUACACCCAGAAAAAGGGUGUAAACCUCUGGCAGGUUUAGCAUGCUUGGUAAGAUUUCUCCUUGUGGAUUUGAAUUUUGUUUCUUAAGGCCAGUGGUUUAGGAGAUGGCUUUGAAUUUCAAGAGAAAUCCAUAUCUGUGCCAAGUGCAUGGUUUGUAUCAGUGAAAAUUUCAGGUUCUACUUUUAGAGUGAUCUCAGAUGGCUGGGAGAAGUCACUUUUCCUGUGAUAUUCUUGGAGAGGUGCUGCAAAAACGGAGUUGCUGGAUGAUAAGCCAAUGGCCUGACUUUCUGAUGCUUGUCUGCACAGGGAAAGCCACGUCGGGGAGGCAUAGGACUGUAGCCUUAGCAUGAUAUUCAGACUCCCCCACCCCAGAUUUAGAACAGGGCACAACAAAGGUGAAUGGAUCGCAUAGUGUUAGCACUUUAUGGAAUAGAACUCUUGAUUCUCCUUCCUUCCUUCCUCCCUCCCUCCCUUUUCGGUAUACUUCAUCAUUCCAUUCCUUCUGUGACAGUAUAUGGAAAAGGGGAGAGGGGGGUUGCCUUUUAUUUCUGGUCCCUUAAUAUAAAAUUUUGAGUAAAUUCUUCUAACAUUAAACACAGUAUUCAAAAUUCUAGUAUCGUUUCGGGGGUGGGGAGGGGGGUUAAUAGUAUGGUUAAGAUAAAAUCUCCCACCAGCCAAAUACGAACCAGCCACCUCUGCUUGGGGAUAGGGUGGGGUGGGGCAGAGAGAAGGUUAUGCUACAUUGUCAUUGCUUCUCUCAGUCAAAGAUGUCCUCUGCCUCUUAUACCUGGCAAAUUGUGACUAGCAUAACAUUUCCUUACCUCUUCAUCCACUACAGUGUUUAUGCAUAUGAAAACCACUGGCUUAGGGACACCUCCACUGACUCAGUCACACUUACUUGCUUAAAGAAGGGGGAGUGUAUCUAACCC